GGUGCUAAGAAGAAGAUACGUGUUUAUUUACUUUUCGGAAUGGCAAACUCUGGCGAGGAUUUUCAGGUGGUAACGCGCAAGAAAUGGAUGGCCCGGAAGUGCCUCAGGCGGCGGGAUCGCCACAAAUCAGAGAGCGACUAUUUAAACGACUGCCCGGAUGUGAAUUUGGAGAAAUUUCAGCCACGUCUGGAAAACUUGUGCACUGAGAUGUGCCAGACCGACUACUUCCUGGUGGCCAUGGAAGCCCUGCAGCAGCAGCUGGAAGGUAUUAAAAAACCGCUGGAAAGAAUUGUCUGCCUGGGCCUGGGACCCUUCUCUCGCACCUAUCAUGCCCUUCAUCAGGCUGCCUUCGUAAUUGGUCUUCAGCGGCACCACAAGAUCAAGGAGGCCCUCUUCUUCGAUCCCGUUUUCAGGGACAGCGAGAAAGAACUAAUCCGCCACUUUGGGGGUUGUUUAAUGAGCGAAGACUGCGCAGGUAAACACGAAGCGGAGGUACCAACGCUCUACUAUCUGCCCCACUGCCCAUACGCCCUGAUGCACAACAUCUUGUGGUCCAACUGGAAAAGGGACACUCUGCCCAAUGUUUUUCUCAUCUCAAAUAGCUUUGAAAUGCUGACAAUGAUGCGGAAAAGCCAGGAUGAUCACAUAACGAGAAUAGUGGAACAUUGUACAGAGACACCGUUGGAGGACGACUACGAACACCACAAUGUUUUCAAUGAUUUGUCGUUGCACACUUUUCCCGGGGAAGCCCUGCCAGGCAGCGAUGACGAAACUUUUUGGACUCGAUGCGCUCCCUUAAAAGUAAACGAGGAUGAGCUAAUCACAGAAACGGAGACAGAUUUCGCCGCUCUAAAGUUGGAAUCGGAGUAAUUUGAGUUCUUUUUGUUUAGUGGUUUAAGGGUGUUUUUAGUGGAUCUAUAAAAUUUAUCAUUAGAUCAAAAAACCAAAAUAUAUAUGCUAUUCAUUA
Molecule: messenger RNA, 967 nt
Organism: Drosophila rhopaloa
Lineage: Eukaryota; Metazoa; Arthropoda; Insecta; Diptera; Drosophilidae
Product: SRR1-like protein
Exons: 2
Coding region: 40-870 (276 amino acids)
Biological process (GO): microtubule-based process
Cellular component (GO): nucleus; cytoplasm
Source: RefSeq, a predicted model, not a curated record